GUGACAUAUCUGUCUCGUUGUUCCAUCUGUGCUCGAUCUCUUUGGUUCAAGCACACAUCGCGCAACUUUUGACGUUCUGAAGUUUUCUACGACAAAGCGAACGAGUGGUUUAUCAAGGAAGCAACUCCGCUGGUUGGAGACGUGGCUCGCUUGGCUGCCAUAUUGAAGUAACUCACAUUGAAGCACUACAAGCAACAAGCAGUUUAGCUAGCUAUCCAACUAUAUUUUCUUUCUAAAGGCGCUUUAGAUUUACUGGAUCUUGACUGAGCAAACACCAUCGGAGAUUGAAGAUCGUUUUCCUAACCAUCUGAGAUUAAAUAUCGUUUUCCUAAAGAGAGACCAACAAUGGUGCUUUUGGCAGCGGCGGUGUGCACCAAGGCAGGCAAAGCCAUCGUGUCACGGCAGUUUGUGGAGAUGACCCGGACGCGUGUCGAGGGCCUGCUGGCUGCUUUCCCCAAGCUCAUGGGCUUGGGCAAGCAGCACACGUUUGUGGAGACGGAGAGUGUGCGUUACGUCUACCAGCCGUUGGACAAGCUCUACAUGGUGCUGGUCACCACCAAGAACAGCAACAUCCUGGAAGACCUGGAGACGCUGCGGCUCUUCUCACGCGUGAUCCCAGAGUACUGCCGUGUGCUGGAGGAAGGGGAAAUCUCAGACCACUGUUUUGACCUGAUAUUCGCCUUCGACGAGAUCGUGGCCCUGGGCUACAGGGAGAACGUCAACCUGGCCCAGAUCCGCACCUUCACCGAGAUGGACUCUCAUGAGGAGAAGGUGUUCCGGGCAGUCAGAGAGACCCAGGAGCGAGAGGCCAAAGCAGAGAUGCGGCGAAAGGCUAAAGAGCUGCAGCAGAUCAGGCGAGACGCCGAGCGCUCGGGGAAGAAGGUGCCGGGCUUCGGCGGCUUCGGCAAUGCUGGGAUGAGCAGCAUGUCCUCAGGGUCCAUCAUCACAGACACCAUCAUCGAACCCGAGAAACCCAAGAUGGCUACCGUCCCAGUCAGGCCGACCGGAUCCAGCAAAGCCCUCAAGCUGGGCGCCAGGGGGAAAGAGGUGGACAACUUUGUGGACAAGCUCAGGGGGGAGGGGGAAACCAUCACGUCCAACACAGGGAAAAGGCCUUCGCUUGCGUCCAAUGUCCUACCGCCACCAGUUAAUGUGGAGAGUGUCCACAUGAGAGUUGAGGAGAAGAUCAGCCUGACCUGUGGACGUGACGGAGGUCUACAGAACAUGGAGCUCCUAGGCAUGAUCACGCUGAGAGUGACCGACGACAAGGUCAGCCGCAUCCGCCUGAUGGUCAACAACUACGACAAGAAGGGAGUACAACUGCAGACACAUCCCAACGUAGAUAAGAAGCUCUUCACUUCAGACUCUGUGAUUGGUCUGAAGAACCCCGAGAAGUCUUUCCCCCUCGACAACGACGUGGGGGUGCUGAAGUGGAGGCUCCAAAGCACAGACGAUGCCCUCAUACCUCUAACCAUAAACUGCUGGCCUUCAGAGAGCGCUACUGGCUGCGACGUGAACAUAGAAUAUGAACUGCAGGAGGAGAGCCUUGAACUGAACGACGUAGUUAUUGCUAUCCCAAUACCAUCUGGAGUUGGGGCACCCGUGGUUGGAGACGUGGACGGAGAGUAUAAGCACGACAGCAGACGGAACGUUCUAGAGUGGAGCCUACCCGUCAUAGAUGCCAAAAACAAAAGCGGCAGCCUGGAGUUCAGUGUCGCCGGGCAACCCAGCGACUUCUUCCCCGUCAACGUGUCCUUUGUGUCCAAACGCAAUUACUGCGACAUACAGGUUGCCAAAGUGACUCACGUAGACGGAGACGCACCAGUGAAAUUCUCUUUAGAAACUUCGUUCCUCGUCGACAAAUACGAGAUCAUGUAAAAACAAAAUAUAUACGUCAAAGCUCCAGAGAAGACAAAAUAAAUACUCGCCUGCCUGCCCGCCUGUGGAACAUUUUGAGACUGUACACAUCAACAGGAUCCAGCCCUUCAAAAGCCCUUCCCGAGGUGGAGCGCAGUAUUGGUGUAUUUAUGUUUGUAUGAUAGAGAAAAAGAUCUACAGUGUGUGUAAAUAUAGAGUUCAAUUUAACGGGCAGCGAAACAUGCUGUUAUUCGCCGUGGAGAGGCGGGAAGUCAAAACACGAUGACUAAAGGGGCAGCAGGGAAGGGAGAUGGGUGGUGCUCUCGGUUAAGUGGUGGGGUAGGAACCGUACUAGCUACAGACAGGCAUCGGGGACGUGUUCACUAGAACACAAAACGGAAAAAGAAAACAAAAAAUAUAUAUUUUCUCAUUUUGAGGAAAAAUAAAAUUAGCCUUUCUAAUUAUAUAAGUCCAGGUAGUCCCUCCCUGAUUCAGUCAGUUUUCUUCCAUUUGGGGCCUAAUGAACAUGACCCUGUUGUGUUGGCUGAGGAGCUAGUCGGUAUUCAGCUGGUUCAUCUUCCCUGCUAUAGAGGUUGAGUAAUUAAAAUCAUCCCCACCUCGAAGAGAGUCAUGCAUCCUCUACCAGAGACAUUUUGUAUUUUAUACAUUGGACCAGAUUUUGAAGAAAGCGCCUAGGUGGUCUUUCAUGUUUUUGUUUCAUAACUGCAGGUUCACCGCAAAUCCAUUUUAAUGGCACCUGUUUACCCACUAAAGGCAUUUUUUUUUUCAUUAGAUUGAUUAAUCUCAAUAUGUAGCUUUAGGUGUUGGCUGUGGUAUUGAGAAACUGUUAAGAUGGAAAAGAGUAAGCAGCCAAUUCACAAGGCAAACCACUGCGUUUGUUGGCUAUAGAAGUUCUCGAAAAGUAAUCAUUUAAAAGCUCCAUAGCAAGCUCACCGUUUUACUAUUUACAAAUGUAUCAGUUGUUGAAAAGGAAGAGGCGAUCAAUAUACUGUGGUUCAUAUCAAACAACCAUCAAUAGAGGGAAUACUUUGGUCCUACUGCGAGGAGGACUCUCCUGCCAGUGACACCACCUCCCUCUGAUGACUCCAGUCAUUUACUCCCAUAAUGAACGGAUGCUCUUUAAAACCCACUUAAUCAAAAGGACAACAUGUAGUGGUUUCAUAUGUUUUGGUUUUGAUGUUUUGUUUGUAUUCCCAGAAUUUCAAUGCGGUUGGUUGGAUAAUGGGGUUUGAAGAUGGCUAGAUGGGACAUUUUAUCUGUAAAGAAAUACAGAUGGGGAAUCGUAACAUUCCAGUAUAAAAUGUGAAGCAAAAAAUCUUUAAUUAAUUAAAGUGUAUUAUUCAA
This is a messenger RNA of Oncorhynchus mykiss (rainbow trout), 3222 nucleotides long. RefSeq names its product coatomer subunit delta. The record is from RefSeq and is a predicted model, not a curated record. Gene Ontology annotation, biological process: endoplasmic reticulum to Golgi vesicle-mediated transport; Golgi localization; retrograde vesicle-mediated transport, Golgi to endoplasmic reticulum. Gene Ontology annotation, cellular component: COPI vesicle coat. NCBI's taxonomy places the organism in Eukaryota, Metazoa, Chordata, Actinopteri, Salmoniformes, Salmonidae.